This is a messenger RNA of Solanum verrucosum, 1906 nucleotides long. RefSeq lists its product as uncharacterized. Bases 138 to 1517 code for a protein of 459 amino acids. The transcript is spliced from 14 exons. NCBI's taxonomy places the organism in Eukaryota, Viridiplantae, Streptophyta, Magnoliopsida, Solanales, Solanaceae. The record is from RefSeq and is a predicted model, not a curated record. Gene Ontology annotation, molecular function: LPPG:FO 2-phospho-L-lactate transferase activity.
GAAGAGAAUUGUCUGUUUCCAGGAGAGUCCAUUUAUGGUAUCUUUGAUUGUGGUGCAUGUGUAAGAAUUGGGUAUUGCAUUAGUAAAAGCUAAGGAGAGUUGGGGUUUGUGUAUGGUAUAAAUAGAGAGCGACAAGUAUGGCGGACAGUUAUUUGGGACCCUCUCCACUUCUUAAGCCCUCUUCUUUAUAUACCUUUCCUUUCACUUUUUCCCCAUUUUCAGGUUCCCCCAGAUCUCUUUCUUUCUCCUUUAUGGCCUCUAAUUGCUCUUCUGCUCGUCACUGUAAUUGCUCCUCUACUAGUUCCUCCACUACCCAUCAACCUUCUAUUCUUGUUUUCUCAGGUGGAACUGCAUUUAAUGGUGUGGUUGAAGAGCUUAAGAAUCUAACUACACGUGUAGCUCAUGUGCUCCCUGUUUCUGAUGACGGAGGAAGUACAGCCGAAAUUGUUCGUGUUCUUGGUGGUCCUGCUGUUGGAGAUAUACGAUCAAGAUGUUUGAGAUUAUCCGACCAAAGCACGUCAGAGGCUCGUGCAGUCCGAAUAUUGCUUGGUCAUCGUUUACCUCUUGAUCCACGAAGAGCCAAAUCAGAAUGGUAUGAAAUUGUGGAGGGCAGCCAUAAACUUUGGCAAGAUGUCUCAAAACCGUAUAGGGAAACUAUAAGAGCUUUCUUGGCUUACUUCCAGGAUCAGAUUCUCCGGCGUUCAGAUGAGCGUUUCUGUUUCAGCAAUGGAAGUAUAGGGAACUUUUUCUUCGCUGGAGCACGCAUAUUCUUCCAGUCUCUAGAUGCAGCAAUCUUUUUGUUUUCACGGGUUUCAGAAAUUCCAGCAGAAAGUUUUGUUCUUCCCGUGAUAUCUACAAAUGAAAGGCUUACCCUGGGAUGUGAGUUAUCGGAUGGAACUGUCAUACGCGGACAAAAUGAAAUAUCUCAUCCAACCCAUGGAUCCAUGCAACCUAUAGACAAGGAUGCCUCUUCAGCCCCAGCACUUCCUUCUAGAAUAAAACGGAUAUUCUACAUGUCCAGUGAAGGAAGCAACUUAUUGCAUGAGGUCUUCCCCACUGUAAAUCCCACUGUCUUGGAACAGUUGAGAAGUGUUGACUGUAUCGUAUUUGGCAUGGGAUCCCUCUUUACUUCCAUCUGCCCUUCUCUGGUUUUACUUGGAGUGGGGGAAACCAUCUCUUCACAGUCUUGUCCCAAGGUACUUCUGUUGAAUGGUUCUCAUGAUCGAGAAACUAGUGGCCUUAGUGCUUCUUGCUUUGUGACUGCCAUUACCGAUGCCUUAAAUCGAACUUAUGGAGAUCCUCAUAAUUGUCUUAAAAAUCCUCCAAACAAAUAUGUCAACACCCUUCUGGUGCCGAAAAACGGCCAAAUACCUGUGGAUAUAGAAAGCUUGGCUUCUCAAGGAAUUUUCAAUGUGGUCACGGUGGAUUCCUUCCAUGAUUCAAAAGUGGGUGUGCUUUUUGAUCCCAAGUCACUGAUUCAAGCACUUUCCAAUCUGUUGACGGAUGAACGAGCCUGAAUGCCACUGUGCUCGUUAAACCUUAAUUUAUCAGAAAAUUCAGAGCUUGUGGCACAGUAGUGUUCUGAAGUUUCUCCCUUUUGCACAACUUGCAAUGGGUCUGAAGAGAAAUAGGCUGUUUGUGCGAACUUGUAGAUCGAUAAACAAUUCAAAGACCUCUGCAUUGAUUUCAACUCCAUGAAGUCCGAAGGAUGAGGGUAAGGCUUCCAUAGUUUCACGUUGGCAUUGGCUUAGAUCUUAUUCAGCUCUUACUGGGAAAGAAUAUCAUUGUUCACAAUUGAGCUGAAACACAUCUGAUGUUUCGUAUUUGGACAGAGGUACAGAUCAAUGAAAUUUUUGCCAACCACAGUUUGUUUGGAAUUGAAGCGUAAUUGCUGUUGUACAUAAUG